This is a messenger RNA of Dictyostelium discoideum AX4, 1629 nucleotides long. RefSeq lists its product as hypothetical. Lineage: Eukaryota; Evosea; Eumycetozoa; Dictyosteliales; Dictyosteliaceae. Bases 1 to 1629 code for a protein of 542 amino acids. The record is from RefSeq and is a predicted model, not a curated record. Gene Ontology annotation, biological process: RNA processing; tRNA 3'-terminal CCA addition. Gene Ontology annotation, molecular function: nucleotidyltransferase activity; RNA binding. The transcript has 3 exons.
AUGAAAAUACUUUCAGCAUUCCAAAAGACUGCAAAGAUUUUCAACAAUAAUAAUAAUAAUAAUAAUAGUUAUUAUUUAAAUAAAUUAUUUUAUUCAAAUAAUUCAAUUCCAACAAAAAAUAUACAAAUUAGUCCAGAAGAAAAUAAAUUAUUUGAUUUUUUAAAAAACAUAUUAAUUUUCAAUAAUAGAAAUGAUAUUGAAUUAAGAGUUGCAGGUGGUUGGGUUAGAGAUAAAUUAUUAGAUAAUCAAAAACAACAACAACCUCAACCUCAACCACAACCACAACAACAACAACAAAUAAAAGAUAUUGAUAUUGAUAUUGAUAUUGCAUUAAGUAAUAUUUCAGGUACUAAUUUUAUAAAAUUAAUAGAAGAAUUUAAAAUUAAUAAAGAAUCUUUUAAAAAAUAUUUAAUAAAAAGAAAUCCAGAGAAAUCAAAACAUUUAGAGACAGCAUCAAUUAAUAUUCAUGGAUUUCAAAUUGAUUUCAAUUCAUUAAGAAACUGUUUAAGAAGAGAUUUAACAAUAAAUUCAUUAUUUUAUAAUUUAAAUACACUAAAGAUUGAAGACCAUUCAGGAUAUGGGUUAAGUGAUCUUGAGAAUUCUAUAAUUCGUACACCAUUGGAACCACUGAAAACACUACUAGACGACCCGUUAAGAGCAUUCAGAGUGAUCAGAUUCGCAAGUAGGUUUCAAGGUUUUCAAAUAGAACAACAACUUUAUAAUACAAUUAAAUUCAAUCUUAAUAAACAACUAAUUUCAAAUAAAGUUAGUAAAGAAAGAAUCUAUAAAGAAUUUCAUUUAAUGAUGUCAAACAAGUCAUCAGUAAUUCAAUCAAUUGAUUAUUUAAUCGAUACUGGUUUAAUUAAUUCAAUUAUUGAUUUUGAUAAAAUUAUAAAUGACCAUGAAAUUAUUAAAGAAUUAUUUAAAAAAUCUUUAAAAUAUUUAAAAAUAUUAAUUAAUCAAAAUAAUAAUAAUAAUGAUAAUUUAUUUAAUAUUGAUUUUUAUAAAUGUUGUAUAUUUUUACCAUUUUUUAUUGAUGCUCAUUUAGGAUUUAAAGAUAAUACUUCAAAAACUAUAAAAUCAUUAAUUAAUUAUCAAUUUUCAACAAAUACUGGUUCAACUUUAAAUAUAUCAUUACUUUUUAAUAAUUUAAUUUCAUCAUUUUUAAAUAUUAAUAAUGAUACAAAUAAUAAUACAAAUAAUAAUACAAAUAAUAUUAAUCAAUUAAAAGAUUUUAAAUUAUAUUUAAAUAAUUUAAAUGAUAAAUCAAAUUUAUAUUCAAUUUUUCAUGAACUUAAAAAUUGUAAAGCUGGUGGUUUACAAUGGAAUUUUCCAUUAAAUAUUUCAAUAGUUUAUUUAUUAGAGAAAUAUCCAGAUAGAGAGAAUGAAAUUUUAGAUGUAUUAAAUCAAUUAACUAAACUUUUUAGUGAUGAUAAUUUCACUUUUGAAAAGGUUUCUUUAUUAGUUGAUGGAAGGAAAAUUAAAAAUUUAUUCCCAGAUCAAUCUAUUGAUAUUACCAAUUUAAUGAAAUCAAUGACAAUUUUACAAUAUGAAAAUCCAAAUUUUAAAGAAGAUGAUAUUUUAAAAUGGAUAAAUAAAAAUAUAAAAGAUUUUAUUUUAAAAAUUUAA